AUGGAGACAGAGUACCACAACUCGGUAAAUUUUGCAUCAGUAGGCGUAAUUACUUUAUCCUCCUUGUUCCUAGUGUUAUUCAUUUAUCAAUCUCAAUAUCAUCACAAACGCCGGAAGAUUAAUCAUCGGCUACCGGCAGGAAGAACGGGGUUCCCCAUCAUCGGAGAAAAUAUGGAUUUGGCAUCAUCCGGGCCGGAAGUAUUCAUCCGGGAUAGGAUGAAAAAGUACGACCCGGCCACGGCCACGGCCACCGCGGGAUCAUCAUCAUCAUCCUCAGGAGUCGUGUUCAGAACCUCACUGAUGGGAGAGAAAAACAUGGCAGUAUUUUGUGGGGCGGAAGGGAACAAAUUCGUCUUCUCGAAGGAUUUCAAGGAUAUCAAUCCAUGGUGGCCGGCUGCGUUUGGGGCGCCAUUAGGGUUCCCUUUGCCUAAAGGGUGGACAGCGACGGACUCAGUUAAGAUAACUCGGAUUUUUGUUCACGAGUUCCUAAGGCCUGAAACCCUAAAAACAUGGAUUCCGAUUAUGGAUUCCAUGUCCAGGAAACACAUCCAGACCGAGUGGGCACCCUAUGAAGAUAUCAAAGUUUACCCUGUAUCUAAGAAGAUGGUAUUUUCACUCGUGUGCAGGAUUUUCUUGGGCAUGAAAGACGAGGAGGGGGAGGACAUAGAUCGCAUAAAUGUUGACACCUUGAAACGGUAUUUCGACUUGGCGGUAACUUUUAUGUUUUCAUUUCCCAUCGACUUUCCCGGAACGGCCUACAAUAAAGCGACGAGAGCCGGCAAAGUUGUGAAGGAAGGGGUUUUGAAGAUGGUUAUUCAAAAGAUUCAACAGGGUCAUCAGGUCGAUGAUGAUGAACAACAAAGCGUGGAUCUUUUGACUCACAUUUUGUUCCGAUCAAAAAACUACGACCGGAGUUGCUUGAGACUAGAGGAUAUUUGCAAUGUCUUGAUGGCUACUCUACUUCCUGCUUAUGAUGACAUCACCGCCGGUGUCACUUUUGUGCUCAAAUUUCUUGCACAACUUCCCCAUAUUUACAACCAAGUUUACAGUGAAUGUAUGGAUAUUGCUCGCUCCAAAGUUGAGGACGAGUUAAUCAAUUGGGAUGAUAUCCACAAGAUGCAGUAUUGCUGGAACGUGGUACGUGAAUCGAUGAGGUUAAUUCCCCCCUCAGCUGGUGCAUUCGGUGAAGUUACAAGUGAUCUUAGUUUUGAAGGUUUUACUGUUCCCAAAGGAUGGAAGACGUUUUGGAGCGGCUAUUCAACUCAUAAAGACUCCAAAUACUUUCCAAAUCCUGAGGAUUUCGACCCAUCGAGAUUUGAAGGAAAUGGUCCUGCACCAUACGCCUACGUACCUUUUGGAGGUGGACCUAGAAUUUGCCCAGGAAGAGACUAUGCCCGAGUGCAUAUACUGGUGUUUCUGUACAAUGUGGUCACCAGAUUUAAGCUGGAAUUACUUGAUCCCAACGAGAAAGUUAUGUAUCAUAUGACUCCUUUCCCUGAACAUGGUCUUCCGGUCCGGCUCAUCCCGCACGUUAACCGAGGAACUACAGUGGCUUCCCUAAUCCAGUGUUUUGAUUGGGAGACAGGAGAUGGAGAAACUUUGGAACUAUGUGAAGGUUUAGGACAACCUGUUUACAUGGCUCAGCCUUUACUCGCUAAUGCCCCAGAUAUCAUGGUCGAUAACAUAUAUUUCCGUCGGUCCGAAAAGAAGUCGCGGUCAGAAGAGGAAGAGGUUUCUAAACUUGUGUUAUCAGCAAACCAUCCCGUCACUCCCCCAGCCGACGCCCAGGGAUCGUUGCCACCGGUGACUAUUGCAAAUCUGAGAAGCUACAACUCAAAAAGGGAGUGGCAACCGUUGCCGAAAGUGCCAAAAAAGAUCAAAGAAUUUGCCAAUGACUUAGAGAAACUCGAGAGAUAUCCCAAGAUACUAGGGUAUGGAGUGGUGCAGCAUUUCGUUCCUGUCAUGCCAAUCGAGGGAUUAGAAGCUGACAAGAUCCUCGAUGUCCCCUUCGAGGAAAAGGAAGCAAGGCAGACCAAGGAGACUAUUCCUCCUAUCACCGAGAACGAGGCGCCUUCAGAAAAGGAGACUUCAGAGAAGGAGAGUGGGCCAAGCACUCGACCCAAUCAUGUCGAGAAGGGAAAAAACCCUGUCGAGGGGAAUGUAACCAUUUUUUUUCCUAAGAUACCAACCGGGGGUCCCGCAGUCGUAGUUCAUACCUUCGACAAUCCUCCUACGAUCGAGUGCCCUGUGCUGGAAGAGUUUGCCGCCAACCUAACCGAGGCAGAUGGAUUGAAAUUGAUGAGCGCAGUCAUGAAGAACCAUGCCAAGAGAUCCAGGGACUUAAGGCGAGAACUAACAGAAGCCCAAGCUAAGAGAGAUCAAGUGGUGAUCGAGAAGCGGGCUCUCGAGGAAAGGAAUCAGCAGCUGCAAGCUAAGGAAGUAGAGCUCGCCUUGGUACAGACGCAGCUUGGGGAACUGAAGCAGAAAUUUCAGGAGUAUUACAACCUGCACAUCUCGAAGGAGGACCUUAAUAAAUGGUGCACUGCAUUUUGCUGGAGGAUGCUAUCAUCAGGGGGGAUGACAUUUGCUGUGGAAGAGAUUAACACGGCUUCGAUGGCGUAUAGGGGCCACGCAGUUGCCAUCGAAGGCUUAAAAAGACUGAAGUCAAAAAAGCCUAUCAAAUCAGCUACCCUGUGGGAGCCCUUGUGUGAAGCUCUAUCCAAGAUGGGUUCACUCGAGAACAUCACCUCCUUUCUCGAGGAUGUGGCUCCCAUUUUCACUAGAGGUCCUGGUGAGGAAAUGGCAAUACCUAAGGUCGUCGACGAGGAUUUUAGAAUUGAUCUCGAAGAAGAUGAAAAUGAGACUGCCGAGGAGGAUGACACAGGCAAUUCAGGUCCCAAGGACCAAGAUCCCCCAACUGUGGGAGAUACCAGAGGAGCCGAGGAAGGAAACCCCUCUAUCGAGGAAUCAACUGAAGACCAACCAGGGAACGACUCUCAUUCUCAGACUGCUGAUUCCCUGAUCCUGGAGGCAAAUAUAAAUGAAGAAAUGGCAAUUUUAAGGAAGGAGAACGUCCAAUUGAAGUGCCGUGAAAGAAUCGCGGUUUCCCUAUGGUUUCUUGAGAAGUUCCACAUCCUUUCACUUGUUGAGAAACAAAUUCAAAUUAGGACAGAACGUUUCAUUGCCGCCAUUGAGAUGCUGAAGAAAAGGACUAAAGAGGCUGAAUUUUAUUCAAGACAAUCUGCCGUCCAACAGAACAUACUGGUCGAUCGUGAGAUCCUGCUUACCAUUCUCAAAGGUCUGGAUGAACAUGAGAAAGCUCGUGAGAGGACAGCCGCCGAAGAAUUCCUUCUUAGGCUCGACGAGCAAGAUUGGGAAAUUGUUGACUUGAAAGACAAAUUGAACCAGUGUAUCGACCAUCUUAGGACGCUAGGAUUCUCGGGCGUGAUUAAGUCGUCUCGAUUUAACCCCAAGGGGGAAGACCUUAGCAUUUAA
Oldenlandia corymbosa var. corymbosa is the source of this 3495-nucleotide messenger RNA. Lineage: Eukaryota; Viridiplantae; Streptophyta; Magnoliopsida; Gentianales; Rubiaceae. The record is from the annotation of a GenBank genome assembly.